This is a messenger RNA of Priapulus caudatus, 1716 nucleotides long. Its product is annotated as 26S proteasome non-ATPase regulatory subunit 13-like. Bases 96 to 1232 code for a protein of 378 amino acids. Gene Ontology annotation, cellular component: nucleus; proteasome regulatory particle, lid subcomplex; cytosol. Gene Ontology annotation, biological process: ubiquitin-dependent protein catabolic process. NCBI's taxonomy places the organism in Eukaryota, Metazoa, Priapulida, Priapulimorpha, Priapulimorphida, Priapulidae. The record is from RefSeq and is a predicted model, not a curated record. Gene Ontology annotation, molecular function: structural molecule activity. The transcript has 10 exons.
GCCACAGUAGCGUGAAGAAGUGAACGACGAAUUUCAACAAAACACCGGCACGAUUAGCAGUUUUGUCAAAUAUAUGAUUUUCUGUAAAAUUCAGAAUGAGAGACGUCACCGGUUAUUUAGCUGAGCAACAGAGGACUUCGUGUGGUGAGCUAGCAGCUGAGUGGUCAAAGCUUGAAGAACUGUACAAUAAGAAAUUAUGGCAUCAGUUAACAGUGAAAGUUAUGGCAUUUGUGAAAAAUACCGAAUUCACAGCAAAGACAGAUCUCAUGAAGCUGUAUGAAAACUUCCUAGCAGACUUCGAGCAUCGGAUCAAUCUCCUAUCAUUUGUAGAAAUCAUCAUAUAUGUUGUGCGACAGAUUCCAGACCCAAAAGCAUGUUUGGAAUUCAUGGCAAAGGUGCAGGAAAAAGUGAAGACAUCGGAUCAAGCUCAAGUGUUAUGUUUGACCGUAACAGCAACAAUUUCCCUGCAGUUGCAGGACCUUCCAACGACAAAGGAUCUGAUAGAGAAAGCAGAGAAGCUACUUGGGGAGCAGGAUGGCGUGACGACGGUGCACAGCCGGUUCUACGACCUGUGCAGCAACUACUACAAGACGGUCGGAAAUCAUGCAAAGUACUACAGGGACACACUGCGAUUCCUUGGCUGCAUGGACCUCACAGAGAUGUCAGAACCUGAAAAGCAGGACCGAGCAUUUCAUCUGGGUCUGGCUGCUAUUUUGGGUGACGGUGUAUAUAAUUUUGGGGAGCUAUUGGCCCACCCUAUUUUGGAUGCGCUGAAGGGUACAGAGAAGCAGUGGCUUGUUGACAUGCUAUUCGCUUUCAACAGUGGUAACAUAGCUAAGUAUGAAAGUCUCAGACCCUACUGGACUAAGCAGCCGGAUUUGGCCGCACAUGAACUAGCUAUGAGACAAAAGAUUUCGUUGCUUUGUUUGAUGGAGAUGACCUUCAAGAGGCCAGCUAACAACAGACAGCUAACAUUUGAGCAAAUAGCCGGAGAAACCCGGCUUCCAGUGAACGAGGUGGAACUGCUGGUUAUGAAGGCAUUGUCACUGGGGCUCGUCAAAGGCUCCAUCGAUGAGACUGAGCAGAAGGUGCACAUGACCUGGGUGCAGCCACGAGUGCUUGACCUGCAACAGAUUGCCAGCAUGCAGGAGCGACUGACUGAGUGGUGCGUCGCUGUCAAGUCCAUGGAGAUGCUAUUGGAGAACAAGGCUGGCGAUAUUCUCACUCUGUAAAAUGCAGAUCGUUUCACCAUGAAGAGAAACAUCGAUUAUCCGCAUCCGGCGAUUCCGAGCGCGUUUUCAUCCUCGCAAACUUCCGUACCAUGUUCCCUUCGCGCACUAUAAGUCAGACAACGACAGCCACGUAACAUUGAUGGGAAUGGUUAAAGUGUAAUUGUGAUGAACGCAAGCAUGUGUAUAGGUCAGUGUAUUCCUGUUAGCCUGGAACAUCUGUUGCAGAGUUGCCUAAUGUAAUGUAAAUCAUAUUAUUCGGGAAGAACUGCUACAAGACGGUCUCGCGUUUCCCCUUAUAACUUUAAAGUUAAUGAUUUACACCAAUAAAGAAUGUUUGUGACACAAGCUAAUUAACAUUUUGGCUGAAAAUCUAAACACGAAUUCUGCCGAUUGUAUUCGAUGCUUUGCGCAUGAUGUUCACGAAUUGAAUUUGACAGAUUGCAACGAAAUAUCACAACAGGUAUUCAUAUCAUGUAUAACAGUA